Mya arenaria is the source of this 2017-nucleotide messenger RNA. RefSeq names its product WSCD family member GA21586-like. The transcript is spliced from 3 exons. The coding region runs from base 557 to 1486 and encodes 309 amino acids. Gene Ontology annotation, molecular function: sulfotransferase activity. Lineage: Eukaryota; Metazoa; Mollusca; Bivalvia; Myida; Myidae. The record is from RefSeq and is a predicted model, not a curated record.
GAGCAGAUAUCAUACAUGAUAUAAAGGAUCUCUGAAAUGUCACACAAAAAGUCACCCCAUUUUCGUUGAUGAAUUUGUCACAUUUUUACUAAACAAUUUUAGCCCUAUAAUGUGUAAACACCGUUUACACUGUCACGGAAACGUGCAGCACGUGCAUUUUUUUUUUUAAGAAAUAUGUCAUAAAGUUGUCAUCCUUUUUAUUGGACAUAACGAUACAAGUAAUUUUAUUAUUUCGUACAUUUGAUGUUAUUUGAAACUGAAAUUCUUCAAACAGUGAUCAAUUGAUAUCGACUGUCAUUUAUAACGGCUUAAUUAUAUUAACACUUGACGUGUGAAUGUGAGUUCGCUAAAGGUCACCAUUAUGAAAGUGUGGAUCAUCAUUAGCAACACAAUGUUAAUAUUUCGUUGCAUAGUAGUGUCCGCUAUUAAAUGUGUGCGUGGUAUUACAGGUGUAGUUAUGUAAUAGUUUGAUUUGCUUAGGUCAGCACUGACUGACAACCAAUAUUUAGCUGUCUACAAUCCUUGUUUCUCUGUCCGUUGAGGCGUUGACUUCGAUAUGGUCCGAUAUCUACAGCGCGUCUGCUCCACAUCUCUCGGAAUCCUUCUUCUAAUGCAAAACUGUGAAAAGGCUGCUGUACACGCCAGGACCGCGCUGAAACAUCUCCAAAUAACUGAGGACGAACAAAGGAAUGCCGCUGACGUUUCGCACUCUGAUUGUAUUGAUGUUAACAUAUCUCGGAACUCUGUGGACCACGGUGAUUGUCAGCGGCGAUACGCAAGGCUGUCAUGUGAGCCGCUUCCAGUAACCGCGCUAGUCAGCUUCCCCGGAUCUGGCAACACUUGGGUCCGCCAUCUCUUACAGCAGCUUACAGGAAUUGGCACAGGAAGCGUUUACUGUGACCCUAUGCUUCACGCUUCCGGGUUCCCAUUCGAAUGCGCCAGGCAGUUUGAGCGAACAAUCGCCGUGAAAACGCAUGACCUGGAGCACAAGGUGCAGUUUGAGAGGGCGGUCCUGGUCAUCAGGAAUCCUUACGACACGUUACUAUCAUACUUUAACCUCCGGUUAAGUGGGCAUACGGGCAUACCCAAACAGAUGCACCUGAUAGCUGUGGCGGAAAUGGCCUUCAAGUACUCCCUUGAUCAGUAUGUAUCCAUGGUGAACACGACCCUCCGCCAGUUCCAGGGCCGAUUGCACGUGCUGCAGUACGACAACCUGCUUCAAGACCUUCCAGGGGAGAUGCGGCGCCUCGCAACAUUCCUCAACAUCCCAGUCUCCGAGAGCGACGUGAGCUGCACGGCGCUCUUGCAGGAGGGCACCUUCCGGCGGAAGAUGGAGAACGCUGAUCGCCUGAAGCUUCUGAGGCUGAUCUACAACGCGGACAAGCAGCGGCGGCUGCUGGAGGCCACAAGACAGGUGGAGGGUAUGCUCAACAGCGAGUUCAAGAACACCUUCAAUGUUGGCGGAGAUAUCACUCGCCUCCCAUAACCCUGGACAUCAUAACCCAGUCCCAUUGUUGCACUAUGUUCUAUGUUUAAGAUCAUUGAAGAAUCCAACUUUGCAUUCCAGCAAAAUAGAUGCGAGCAUCAUCAAUACUAAGCAUACCUUUUUAAACGUUCCUCUCAUCGCAUUUUGAAGGUUUUUAUACCAUUAUAUUGUUUAUGAACUACUUAAGUAUACACAUGUAGUUGCAUGUAGAUACGUAUAUGCAGUUGUAUACACAUGAUCAUUCCCUGUCAUAAUCGCUGUUUCAUGUUUUGACACUUCCAGAGUAUGAACCAUGUCAGAGAAUAGAUACUCUUCUAAUUUUCUAUAUAUUUAUAAACCACACAGGGUAAUGCUGUUGUUAUUUAAAUUAAACGGUCAUUUUAAGUAUGUGCUUGUUAUAUAUAUACAUUAUAUUUAUAAAAAAGCAAUCAUCAGGGUACAUAUUGUAUGGUCGUUAUUUAUGUUCAUUCAACCCAGGGUAAUACUUUUAAUAUGUUUACAUUGUAUUAAUGAAUGUUCUUAAAAAUAAAA